CAGCUCACAAAGCCUGUGACCAUCAGCAUGAACUGGAGAUUACAUUGGUCUUCAGGGUCUGGCUGGAAAGCAUUUUGCAGAGACAGUCAGCAAGGAAAAGAGUCUCUCUGUAAAAUGGAGCAGGAGUGAGUGUCCCAAUGAAAAAUGGGCAAUACUAUCAGGGCCACUAUUGCCUUCAUCCCCUCCAAGAAGUGUCAGAAGUUCCUUAUUGGCGACUUGGAGGAAAUGCCGCUGGAUAAGAUGGUGGACGUGAGCGGGAGCCAGUUGAGAAGAUUCCCUGUUCAGAUCUGCAGUUUCACUCGACUGGUCAAACUCUACUUGAGCGAUAACAAGCUGAGGAGCCUGCCCCAGGAGCUGAAGCAGCUGCAGAGCCUCCAGAUCCUGGCACUGGAUUUCAAUGGGUUCAGGGAGCUGCCUAUAGUGGUGUGCAGCCUGAAGCAGCUCUCCAUUCUGUACCUGGGCAACAACAGGCUUCACGCGUUGCCCUGGGAGCUGAGCCUGUUGAAGGAGCUGAAGACCCUGUGGAUCGAAACCAAUUACUUCAGUGACUUCCCAGAUGUCAUCUGCGAGCUGCGGAGCCUCAAAACCCUCCACGUGGGCUACAACCAGCUGAGGUGCCUCCCCAAAGAACUGAAUCGCCUGGAGGACCUGAGCAGUAUCUGGCUCUCUGGGAACCUGUUUUCCGAGUUCCCUGAGGUCCUGCUGGAGAUGCACUUUCUGGACGUGAUCGACGUGGACAGGAACCGUAUCAGACGUUUCCCCAGCUUGGCACACCUCAAGGGCUUGAAGCUGGUGAUCUACGACCACAACCCCUGCGUGAACGCCCCUGCCGUGGCUGAGGGGGUGAGGAGGGUGGGGAGGUGGGCGACAAACACUGAAGAAAUCAAAGAAGAAAACAACAAGCAGAAGCAGACCGGAGAGCCACUUACGGAAACCAAGGAGCCCCAGAUCGAAUCGCAGACUGAACCAGAUCAAGACGCCAUCAUCUAGGAAGAUAACUGCAGGAACAGACUGUCGAAUUACUGAAGAACAGAGCUCAGCUGCUGUAUGGUGAAAGCCUUGAACAGCAUAGUACUUCCUGAAACUUAUUUUGUUGUAGUGAGAAAACUUGUACAGCAACAUUAAAGUAAUUUUUAAGAUUUUGCAUAAUCAGAAUACAAGCACUAGGAUGCACUUCUGGUUAGCUUAUUACAUUGUUUACAGUGUUUUACUACUGCACAUAGAAUUCUGGAAAUUGUUAUUUGGUAUGCAGAAAGUAGGGGAUAGAACAUAUGCAUUGUACUAAAAAAAGCAUAUAUGUAUACUUGUGUCUGGCUAAAUAUUUACACUAGUUGUUUUUGUCCAUACUUUGUAUACACUAUUGUAUGCACUACAGGUUGCUUUAAUUGUCAAUACAUAUUUGACCAUAUGUUGACACUAGUACUUGUUCAUUUCAAUCUUUCUUCAUACAUGACUGAACAUCAAUAAUAAAUUUAUUAAGGUUUGUGGAAAGGGAAAGAGAACAAAGCCAUGUCACGACAGAUGAACAUCAAGGCAAAGUUUAAGUGAACAAAGCUCAUGCUUGGGAUCAAUUGCCUGAAAAAAUGAAAAACAUGUCGAGGGUGUUUAAGACAGACACCUUGUUUAGUCUACAAUUUCAGUGCUUUGCAGAAUGACAGGACCCCCUCCUUCAGUGUGGAGCUAAAUCAUCAAUACAAAAUGAUCAUAAGAAAACUGUAUUCAACAUUCCCAGCAAUAUUGCACACAAUUCACUAUUCUUUAUUACAACUGUUUAUUUCCAAACUUGAUGUUUCACUCAUUUUGUUAUGAAGAUCACAGAAAAAUAAAUUCAAAUGAGUGCUAAAGUGUGAUUCAGUGUGAAGCAAUAAAAGCUCUCAAAAUCACCAUGAUUCAAACAUGGGGCUUCCCAACCUGACCAAACUUUUUUUUUUCUUCUUGUUUAUUUAACCAAUAUAUGUUUGAAUCCCUUUGUUGCAUAACCUGUCAUGCUACAGCAUUCAAUAUGGUGUGUGAAGUGAACAGCGUACCUGUAGAAGACAAAAUACAUUUGAAGAACAAGAAUGGCUCAUCCCACACAAAGCUUGAACUAAGAAUAUUUUCAGAAAUCUGUUAUCGUCACGUGGCUUCCAACUAAAACCAAUCCAGUUUUCCAACACAAAGGAAUGAAAUAUCAAGGGCAGUGAAUUAGUGAGGGGUCAUGACAGUCAAGCAUAGUACUGGUACAACUUACCGUCAACACGAGUUAACCAGAUUAGUAAAUGAUGAAAUCACGAGGGAACUUUGUAUACUUUUACUUGCUGCAAUAACAUGAUUUUUG
This is a messenger RNA of Polyodon spathula (Mississippi paddlefish), 2317 nucleotides long. RefSeq names its product leucine-rich repeat-containing protein 10-like. Lineage: Eukaryota; Metazoa; Chordata; Actinopteri; Acipenseriformes; Polyodontidae. The coding region runs from base 145 to 990 and encodes 281 amino acids. The transcript has a single exon. Gene Ontology annotation, molecular function: protein binding. The record is from RefSeq and is a predicted model, not a curated record.